This is a messenger RNA of Gadus macrocephalus (Pacific cod), 8817 nucleotides long. Its product is annotated as microtubule-associated protein 4. The transcript is spliced from 18 exons. Bases 212 to 4633 code for a protein of 1473 amino acids. Gene Ontology annotation, cellular component: neuron projection. Lineage: Eukaryota; Metazoa; Chordata; Actinopteri; Gadiformes; Gadidae. The record is from RefSeq and is a predicted model, not a curated record. Gene Ontology annotation, biological process: microtubule cytoskeleton organization; neuron projection development. Gene Ontology annotation, molecular function: microtubule binding.
UGAUUGGGCAAGAGACCCCGUCACUCAGAUAGAAACUCCGUUACGGUUGGACAAGGCCAACGUCCGUCCCGUCGCGAGCGCUCUGGUUGGAACAUAUGGCGCGUGGGUGGAGCCGCGCGCCGCGGUCACUGAAGUACGGUGGGCGGAUCAUUGUGGUGACAGCGACGCGUGGAGACUCCCGACAAACUGUCUAAAACAGUCGACUAACGCCAUGGCGCAGUUGGACCUGAGUCUCAGUGAUGCGUUGAGCGACUGCGCGGCGCCCGGCCCAGAGCCUCGGGUGGAGCGGGACUUCGUGGCCCAGCUGGAGGCUGAGGCCUUCGACGACCAGAUCGGGGAGACUGUGGGCAAGACGGACUACAUCCCCCUGCUGGACGGCGACGGCACUGCACCAGACAUUGGAACUGCAUUGGCAAACGGAGAGAAGAAAGCUGAAGGGGCACAAAAGCCUGGGUCCAAGGUGACAGCCACGAUGCAGCCAGGCCUUCCAGAGCCCCACGGUGAAGUCCGGCCUCGCGUGGACCCCCCAGAUAUGGCCUCAGACCUUCUCUCAGCUUCCAUGCUUCAUUCUCCCGGCCCACAGCUGAUGGGCUUCAGUCCAAUGGGAGCCUCCUCAGGGUUCAUGGAGGUGGGCGUGUCCCCGCUCCCAACAGAGCGGCCCCCCAGCGUAGCCGAGCCUCAGCAGCACAGCCCCAUGCUCCCGGAGCCCCAGGCCCCCCGCGGGCCCCUGAACCUGGCCCCAGGUGCCUCCCCCCUGUGGUCGGACACGGCCCACUGCCCCCCCGCAGACCUCCCCUUCACCGACAGCGUCUCCACGGUGAUCAGUCGCCACGCCAACCAGCUGGCCUCGGACGCCCGCCCCCCCAGGGAGAGCGGGGGCGACGAGAAGGAGGCCGAGGCCUCGGACCGCAAGCAGCAGAAGAAGAAGAAGAAGAGGAGGCAGAAGGACGAGGGGUCCUGGGACCAGCCCGAGGCGACAGAGGCCCCGAGUGAGGGCCCCGCCCCCGCCGACGACCCCUACCAGCGGGUCGGGCCGCGGCGCGACAAGGGGGGUCCGGGAGUCGACGGGGCAUGGGAGGAGCAGAUCGGGAAGAGCGGGGGCCGCGGGAAGAGGGGGAAGAGCAGGAAGAAGCUUCCGGAGGAGUGGGCGGCGACGGCCGAGCCCUUCCUCCCGGCGGGCCCCCAGGGGCCGGCGGGGGUCGGGGCGGCCGCGCCCUCCCUCCCCGCCCCGGAGGAGCCGUUCCCGGGUACGGAGGCGGGCGGGAACGGCCGGAGCCAGGCGUUCCAUCCCGAGGAGGGCCUGGUGCCGGACCCCCCGGAGCGGGACCUGUUCUCCUGCCCGGCCCCCCUGCCGGUCCAGAGCAGCGGGCUGAAGGCCACGGCGGCCCCCUUCACCAUGCCCGCCGGCUCCUCCCCCCUGAGCCCCGGCCCCGCCCGUUCUCUCUCUGCCACGCCCCACGAGCACGGCGACGGAGUGACGGGCGACGAGCUGGACGGCGGGCUGUUCGACGCCGGCGGCGUGCUGAUGGCGUCCUACAGCCCCUACCCAAUCCUGACGGACCCCUCCGUCCUCAGCCCCGCCUCCCAGCUCAGCCCCGACCAAUACCUGAAGAUGGGGGCGUCGCCUAGGCCGACCGGCCCCUCUGACAGCUCUUGGCCCGUGGGCGACAGCGGGGACUUGUUCGACCUGGGCGACUACCCGGCCUCCCUGGGGUGCCCCUUCCCCCCGGGCGUGGUCCUGGACGACACCGGCCCCGCCCCCCUGCGGUCCCCCAGAACCAGCGCGCAGGACUGUCGCGGCCCCCCCCGUGAGCGCCCCGACGAGGCCACGGCGAACAAGAAGCACCGCUCCUCCUCCUCCUCCUCCUCUUCCUCCUCCCUGAAGAGCCCCACGUUCGGCGGGCCCCCGUCCAGCUCUCCCCCGCGGGACUGCCCCGCCCCCCUGGCCUCCUCCCCCCAGGCGCCCCUCGGCUCGCCCGGGUCCUACCUGAACCCCGCCGCCAAGCCCUUCUUCCCCGGCCUCAAUGAGCCCCUGGAGGCCCCGGCUGUGGCCCCCGGCGUGACCCCCGUCAUGGAAGACUCUCAGACCCCAGUGAAGUCAGACACAAAGGAAGUCAAGAUGGAGGACAGCAUGGAGGACAAGAUGGACGACGGCAUGGAGCGGCUGGACGAGUACGUCCAGCUGGACGAAGCUGACCGGAGGAGCGUGAGGGUGGAGCUGGCCGCCCGAGAGGAGGAGCAGGAGAAACGCCACAAGUCAGCAGCCGCAGAGGAAAAAGAGACGGAGACGGAGAAGGGGAAACAGGCGGAGAAGGUCGCUGAGAAGAUGGAGGACCGGGUGGAGAAGACACCGGACAAGCCUCCGCCGGCGGACAUGGUGGCCAAAGGGGUGGAGAAGGUGGAGAAGACGAUACACGUGAGCGCCGCGCAUGAGGACCAGGAGACGGUCGUCCUGGAGCCGACCACGCCCGGGGAGAAGGCGAAGGCGGUCGUGGUGACGGAGGUGCCGGAGAAACCGGAAGCAGGAGACGCCAAAGGAACAGAGGUCUCUAAAGCCCCGCCCAGCCCGGAGAAACAGCCAACCACCGCCCUGCUGGACGCUGGCUCGGCCACGCCCGAGAAGCACAGCAACAAGAGCACGGAGGAUCACCAGGUGGAGGACACUAAGGUGGAGAAGUCCAAGGUAGAGGUGACCUCUUUGGAGGACACUAAGGUGGAUAAGUCCAAGGUGGAAGUAACCUCUGUGGAGGACACUAAGGUGGAGAAGUCCAAGGUAGAGGUGACCUCUUUGGAGGACACUAAGGUGGAGAAGUCCAAGGUGGAAGUAACCUCUGUGGAGGACACUAAGGUGGAGAAGUCCAAGGUGGAAGUGACCUCGUUGGAGAACACUAAGGUGGAGGAGUCCAAGGUGGAAGUGACCUCGUUGGAGGACACUAAGGUGGAGGAGCCCAAGGUGGAGGAGCCCAAGGUGCAGGAACCCAAGGUGCAGGAGCCCACCGUCUCCGUGGUGGAGAAGGCGGUGAAGACGGAGGAAGAGGCGCUGACGGAGGAACGACAUGAUGAGGCAGAACCAGAACGCCAGCAGGAAGAGAAGCCGGCCGCCGCAGCGGUGGAAACUAAAGACAAAGCCAAGGAGGAGGUGAAGAAGACUGCAGAGAAGAAGGAGGCGAAGAAGGAGGACGGCAAGGAGAAGGCCGGUAAAGCGGACGCCGUGACCAAGAAGCCCUCAGCCAGACCCCCCACGGGGAGCCUGAAGGAACCUUCCAGUCCUGAGAAGAAGACCAAGCCUGCUGCCACGGCAACCAAACCCCUCCCCGCUACCAAAGCCCGGCCGGUCUCAGCGGCCGCCCCCCCCACCAGGCGCCCCGCCUCCUCCCUCAACACCACCACCACCACCUCCACCUUCAACAACUCCACCUCCAUCUCAGCCCCACUCGCCAAAAAGACCCUCGCUGCCAGGCCGGCCACCGCCCCCACCGCGGGGGCCCCCAAGAGGGCCCCCGGCCGGCCCUCCUCCUCAGUCCCUAGCACCGGCCCCGCCCCGCGGGACGUCCGGCCAAAGACAUCAACAACCACCACAACAACAACAACAGAGAGGCGUGCCCUCGGGUCAAAGGUCACCACCUCACCGGCCGCUCGACCCCCAGCUGGCCCCGCCCCAAACAGGAACGGCACCGCGGCGGCUAGCAAGACCGCUACCGCGGCAGCUAGCAAGACCGCUACCGCGGCAGCUAGCAAGACCGCCGGGGCGGCACGCAUGACGGCGGCCCCCCGCCCUGCGCUCAGCGCGGCCGCCAAGAAGCCCCUGGCCUCUAAGCCGGACAGUAAGCUGGGAGAGGACAGGAAGCCGGGCCCUUUGAAGACCUCAGCGGACCCCCUGAAGCCCCGGACCACCGCCGCCGCCGCCCGCACCGGGGCCCCCAAACCGGCCAGCGCCAGCAUCGCAGAGAGGAAGACCCUUGUGUCCCGGGCCCCCCGCCCAGCCGCCCCCUCCCCCUCCACCGCCAGGACCAGCGCCUCCCGCCCCGGGGCCGCGCCCAGUCCGGACCCCAAGGCCGUCCGCUCCAAGGUGGGCGCCGUGGAGAAGACGAAGGUCCCACACACAGGAGUGAAGGUGUCGUCGACCGCUCAGAGCAAGGCUGCAGCUGCCAAAGACCCCGCUAAAGUUUCCCUAGACUUCAGAAAGCCAGACUUCAGCCACAUCACGUCUCGCUUGGGCUCCAAGGAGAACCUCAAGCACAUCCCCGGGGGCGGGAACGUUCAGAUCCUCAGCAAGAAGGUGGACCUGAGUAAGGUGACCUCCAAGUGCGGCUCCAAGGACAACAUCAAGCACAAGCCAGGCGGUGGCGUGGUGAAGAUCGAGUCUCACAAAGUGAACUUCAAGGACAAGGCUCAGUCCAAGGUGGGCUCCAUGGAGAACCUGCUGGGCACCGCAGGGAAGGGUGACGGGGGCCAGGAGCCGGCGGAGGAGGGCAGCGUACAGGCCCCCUCUGUGUCCGCUGAGCCGGGGCCCCAAGAGGCCCCCGCCGCCGCCGCCCAGGAGAACGGGCUGAAGGAAGGGGGCGCCUGUGGGGGCGAGGGCCUCUGUGAUGCCCCGGUCCUGGACACGCUCAUCCCCGAAACCAGCGUCUAACUCUGCUGUCCCUCUGCCCCAUGUCACCUCCACCACGCCACGCCCCCUCCUCCUCCUCAUCCUCCUCACUCCUUUUCAAUUACCACGUUUCCUGUCUUCCUUCUGCCUGUCUCUCUCUCUCUCUCUGUCUCUCUCUCUCUCACUCUUCCUCUUCUCUUCAACCCUUCUGCUGCAGAUUGAGUCUCUCACGCUCAACCUUGGCCAGAAACCGCUGGACUUGCUCAAGGACCACGGCGCGGCCAGCAUCCUGAACACCUGCUCCAUCCCCCCCCCCCCGGGCCGACGGCCACGCCCUGAUCACCUGCUCCUGCCCCCCCCGGGGAUUCGGCCACGCCCUGAUCUCCUUUUCCUCCCUCAUUCAUACUGUCCCGGCUGUUCCCCGAUCAGCUACGAUCAUCAACACCCCCCCUCGGCUCCAUCAGCCCCACGCCGCGGCCCCCAGUGACUUCCUCGCUACACACUGCCUCGAUGCGGCCCCUAGACCCUCCCCCCCCCCCCCCCCCAUACUCCUCAGACCGGGGGUGGUCCGAGUGAUGGAGCUGGAUCCAAACCCUCCCCUGUUUUAGCUUUCCUGUCCCGUUACCCUGGUGAUGUUGAGUCAUAUUGAUGCCCCCCCCCCCCCCCCCCGUAUUAAUGCCCCAGCUCCACUGCUCCGCGUUGAAGUCGAUCCGUCGGCCUGAGCAGCCGACCUCCUCCUCCGUGCUCCCGUGUGUGCCCUCAUCACAUAAUCUCCAUCGUCUUCAUCAUCAUCAGGCGCUUUCGGUUUAACUGCAGCAGAUCUGCCUCCCUCUGUCCUGUCCUGUGGUACCCAUAAUCACAGCUUACCUUGUCCUGACUUUAUAGGCUUGAGUUUGGGGCUGGAGGCGAUGCGUCAGCCGCCAGAGCACCGUAGAAGGUCUCCUCCUGUAGUCAGUGGGGGUGGUCUGCAUGUUACCUGUGCUCUGACGCAAACCGUCAUGCCGAUAGCUUCGCUGCCUCUCUGACCGCCCACAUGCAGAGGACAACUCUCCUAGGCUCUCUCCCUCUGAGCGGCCAGGGCCGACGUCAUAUAACCAUAGCCUCUCCUUGACCUUUAACCUCGGGAGGGUGAUGUGACCCCAGUAACCGGUGACCCCUGUCUGCAAGCUGCCUGUGUGCUUUGUGUUUCAACGCUCCGUUUGAAUCCAUUCCCUCCGAGUCCGUCGUUCUCCCUAGAGGAGAGCUGUGCUACACGCUACAAACAAAACAACAAAAACAUGAGAAAAAACCCAGUUACCAAGUUAGGCUGUGUGACCUUUAGGGCGAUGUUCUGUGUUUGUGAUGACGUGUUUGAGUGAAUAAUACCUUAACGCUGAUGGUAGCAUCUUGUCUUCUCUUUGUUAAUCUGGUUUCCUUUUUCUUAAUAUGUUUCUGUUUGAGAGGAGGUGUUUCUUCAUGUUGUGUUCCUGUACAAUAUUACGGCUGCUCCUUCGACGUUAACGCACUUAAUAUCUCCUGAAUCACGCACAGGACUUUGAACUCAAGGCAGACGAGAGAGAGAGGAGGAGGGAAACAGAAUGUGACAAGAGGGAACAGUAAAAUGAAAAAUGGCCAAAACUAACUUCUGAAUGGGUCUUUGGUCACGGCCUCAUUUAAAAUGAUGCAACAGCGACGGAUGUUAAUUACCCAUCAACGAUCUUCUACCAGUUCAGUCACCGUACAUCCUAGCAUCACAAUGACGCACAGAACGUCUUUGUGUUUCAAAAGAGUCUGCGUUUGGUCAAAGAAGAAAGCGUUGCAAGUCUAGGACGUGUAAGGGAAGGACAAAGUUAAGUCGAGUGGAGAACCUUUCUAUGGUGUAUGGAUGAUGUCGUGUAGGUCGGUGGAGACGCUCUGAAGUCAAAUGGUGUCCCCUUGUGCCUAGAAUGUCAUUGCUUCCUAAAGUCCCCCCCACUGUGUCGGCAGAGUCAGGGACGAGGUGUAAUCCGCUAGUCAUUGGGAGUCUGAGCUCAACUGAGCUCUUACUGUAGACGUAUUUAUGUAUCCAGACAGAUGCGUAGACGGACUAGACUGUAGUUGUAUGGUAUCGGCGCUGGAAAACCCAACUAGGUUAAUCCUCGUAUUUGUUCAGCAAUGUAUUCGAUGCUUUCUCUAAUUGCCUUCGUGAUGCAUGGCCAGAGUCUACUGCUACGCCCAGGUAACCUAGUGCUACACCUGCUAACCUAGUGCUACGCCCACUAACCUAGUGCUACACCCAGGUGAUCUAUUGCCACGCCCGCUAAUGUAGUGCUACACCCAGGUGAUCUAGUGCUACACCCAGGUAACCUUGUGCUAUGCACGCUAAUCUAGUGCUACGCCCAGAAGCAGCUAAUGUGCAAAGCGACUUGCAGCGUUGUGGCAAAGUUAUGUAUAGCCAUCUUUGGGAAAAAUAUUAAACGGUUAUUAUAGCUGUGUUUCCUCGUUCAAAUACUAAAAGUCAGGACGCGAACAAAAGAGGGAGAACUCUGUCUUAUCAUAGUCCUGAACGACCAUCACGGUCAUUCUGAACUUUUCUAUCACGGUCAUUUUAACAAAUUUGAAUUACACGCGUGGCAGCCAUUACCUUAUCACUGUUUUACACGGACAUCAAAAUGGAGUCUCAACCUCCAGCUGUUUGAUAACAUAAUGGUCCACGUGGUAAUUAUGGUGGGGUCAUGUCGUUAUACUAAGCCCUAAUAUAACGUAUUUUAAUCUACAUGGACACUUGUAACUGCACCUUAAUGAUUAUGAAUGAAGGUUAGCUUGGAGAAGUCGUACAGGAAUAUAACAACGUUCAAAAUAUUAUGACUAAUUGCAAGUUUAUUUUUAAUCACUAUUUUUAUUUUUGCCUGCUUUCCUCAACCGAGCAAUAAGUGAAAUCACUGUCGCCUCCCCGUUCCUCCAAUUGGAUAAAGUUCAGGGUCAAGUUCAUGUUUGCUUUUGACCGCAAAACUUGUCUCCUUUUAUAUUGAGUCAAUUCAGAGAGCGAAUCGAUUUGGCAGUAAAUCAGGUUUACUUAUUACUUAAUGAAAACGGGCAGUUUCUUGUGCAAGUGAAACAUGUUAACGCGGUGGUCCUGGUAAACCUUGUGGUGUGCUCCUGUCAGGUCAUGGUGGUCCUGGUAAACCUUGUGGUGUGCUCCUGUCAGAGUUCAUCUAGGAUUCGGUCUCCGCCCUCCUCGUCAGAUUGCACAUGGAUGUAUAUAGAUGUGUUAUGAUUUGUGCGUUCGACUUUGCCACAAGGAACAAAAAUAUGAACAAAACAACGAUGACAGACAAAAAUAAUUACACGGUUGUUAACGAAAGUGUGUCCAUGUAACUUAAACGGUUUUGUGAUGUUUUAUGAUGACUUUUCUGACUACAAAUGCCACACUUACUAUUACGGCAGAACUAUUAUUAUUUCUGAGCAAAUCAGCCUUUUAUUGUAGUUAAGAGGCUGCUGAAAUGAAACAAUGUCUUUGAGAUGUAACGUACUCGAGACGCGCCCGUAUUUAUCGAUGUGCACCAGUAGUCUGUUGGUGGUGACCUGACGUCAGACGUCUACAGAAAGCAGGGCGAGCUCAUGCCCAUGCUCAAGCUUCUCCAGAACCUUUUGGCGGCCUCUAGUGGCCAAGGAAGACGCAUGCUACUAAACAUAAUUUAAAUGGCUAAUCAGUAUUUGUUGAAUUGUCCACAUUAACGCACCAAACUGUGUUUUUUAUUUCCUUGAAAACCGCUAACUGAAACGUUUAAAAUAUGUCUUCAACAUGACGGUUUAAAAAACUCCACCAAUUCCGGCUAAUGCUCGAUAAAACCUGUUGGUCAAGCGGACGCUAUGUGUCGGGGGUUAUAUGGUGAGGCACACAAGGGGAUUCUUUGAGGGGAAUGCAUUCAGCGUAAUGGGAAAGCCCCAGUGCACGCAUACUGGGGUUAACCUGACGAUGGUGCAACAUUACCGCACACCUUGCUCACGGGUCGACGCCACGCCAACAAAAGUUCUGAAACACGACUGCUGGCAUUUGUAUUAGCACCUGCUCCUUCCCCCCUCUGUAUCCAAACGUGCAAACUAAUGAAUCCUAAAGCAUCGCAAUGGGGAACGCAGACUUUUAGCUUUUCUUUGUUUUCAUUGAUUUUGAAUUAUUUUGUUUGAGAAGUGUUUAUUGUGAUUACUUGUUCAUUAGUGAUGUGAUUAUUAAACAUGGAAUAAAAGAGAAAAAAAAAUUCCCAAAA